Messenger RNA from Nasonia vitripennis (jewel wasp), 4331 nucleotides. RefSeq names its product putative sodium-coupled neutral amino acid transporter 10. Gene Ontology annotation, biological process: amino acid transmembrane transport. The transcript is spliced from 7 exons. Gene Ontology annotation, molecular function: amino acid transmembrane transporter activity. The coding region runs from base 1078 to 3972 and encodes 964 amino acids. NCBI's taxonomy places the organism in Eukaryota, Metazoa, Arthropoda, Insecta, Hymenoptera, Pteromalidae. The record is from RefSeq and is a predicted model, not a curated record.
GAUCAUUUACUAAUUUUGUACAUUACAAACAUUUACUGCUAAUCCCAAAUCGUCUAAUUAUUAUUUCACGUAAGCUUUUACAUCAAUAAACCAAUCAUCACGCUACACAUAUGUCGCGUAUGGUCAUAUUAUUGUAACAGCUGUUUUGCGUUUUUGCAAGGUUCUGAGUCGCGUCAAUGUGGGCGAUUGUGCUUCCUCUAACAAUUAUUUAUUGAGUAAUUUCACGAUAAAAAGUUUUUUUUUGUUAAAAGUAUUCAGGCUUUUUUCUUGCAUUGCAAUCCAGAUUUAUUUAUAAGUCCUCAUUCCGUUAAUUGAAUGAUUUUAAUUCAUUAAAAGUAAAUAUUUAUGUUGUGUUUAAAUGCAGCUGCCAUAUUUGGUAGGAAAUAAAAUUUAUCAAAUUUUCCAUAAAAAUAGUUCACGUUUUAUUUUCAUAAGUAUGUGUAUGCUUAAAUCUCUUGACAAGCUAUAUUUUGAGUACUGUAGCAUACAUUGUCACACGUUUACUCAACUUUUUAUUACAUAAUUUAUUAUAUCUGAUAAGUUUUUGAUAACGUUUUAAAUUCAGCGCUGUACAACGAUUGUAAAGUAUACCAACAGCUGCUUCGAUAGACAUAAUAUCAUCUGUUCCGAAUUACUUACACGUUUGCAUUGUUAUUGUUUAUGUAUCUCUCAAGAUAUAUAGUUUUAAUUAGCAAGUAUCAAAUAUAAAGAGUUUUUCUUAUAAAUAAUAGUAAACGAUCAAAUAAAAUCAAUAAACUUUUUUGAUUAUUUGUAAGAAGUUUACUAUUUGCAUACCCACUUGAUCAGUUUUCUUAACCUCCAAAGUCUUCUGCAUCAAAAAAUACGACCGAUUUUGGUGCUACGAUAACAUCAUGAAUUAUGAUUGUAUGUUAAUAAAAUUUAAUAAUCAUAGAUUAGACUGAAGUUCGACAAUCAUUAUCACAAAAAUGUAAUGUUGCAAAGAACAUUUUUUCAAGGUCACAAUAUGCAAAACUUUCUUUCAAAAAGGAUAGGCUGACCUUCAAUUUUAUUUUGAAUUUUAUUUUGAAUUCGCUCAGUGAAGACUGUGAUACCAAGAUGAUCUCGCACAUCAUGACUCUUGCCAAUGGCAUCAUUGGUGUCAGUGUGUUGGCUAUGCCUUUUUGUUUCAAACAAUGUGGCAUAGUCUUAGCAACCUUGGUACUGCUAUUAAGUAGUAUACUUUCUCGAUUGGCAUGUCACUUUUUAAUCAAAUCAGCAGUUAUGUGUCGACGGAGGAACUUUGAAUUUCUUGCAUUUCAUGCGUUUGGUCCAAUGGCAAAAAUUUUAGUUGAACUAUGUAUUAUAGGAUUUCUUCUAGGAACAUGUAUAGCGUUUUUUGUUGUGGUUGGAGAUUUAGGCCCUCAAAUUGUUGGAGAAAUGAUAAACAAAAAUCCUGGAGAUAUAAGAACUAGUUUUCUCAUCACAACUGGAAUAUUUAUUGUUUUACCAUUAGGCUUAUUAAGGAAUAUAGACAGUCUUGCAAGUGUCAGUACUGCAUCCAUUGCUUUUUACAUCUGCUUGGUAUUUAAAGUUAUAGCUGAAUCAACCCACCAUAUAUUUGCAGCAGACUGGUUUGAUAAAGUUGAUUAUUGGAGACCAGCAGGUAUACUACAAUGCUUGCCUAUUUUUGCCCUUGCUCUCUUUUGUCAAACUCAGUUGUUUGAAAUCUAUGAAGCCAUGCCAAAUGCUACUUUAGAAAAAAUGAAUCAAGUUGUUAAAGGAGCAUUAAAUAUAUGUACUACAGUUUAUAUAAGUGUAGGAUUUUUUGGAUAUGUUGCUUUUUGUACUCAACCUUUCACAGGAAAUAUUUUAAUGAGUUUUGAACCAAACUUGACCUCUGAAAUAAUCAAAAUAGGUUUUGUAUUGUCUGUAGCAUUCAGCUUUCCUCUAGUCAUUUUUCCUUGUAGAGCAAGUUUGAAUUCCUUGUUAUUCAGAAGAGGUUACGCACAUGAAACUACAACAAGUUAUAUAACUGAAGCAAGAUUUAGAUGUCUUACAACUUUUAUUGUAAUAAUAGCUCUAACCAUUGGAGUUUUAAUUCCUAACAUUGAGUUAGUUUUGGGCAUAGUUGGGUCAACUAUUGGCGUUAUUAUAUGCCUUAUAUUCCCAGCUGCAUUUUUUAUAUCAAUUAAUACAAAAAAUACUAAUGAAAGGUUGCUUGCACAGAUUCUUGUAUUUACUGGUGUUUGGAUCAUGAUUCUUGGGACAUAUGCAAAUUUGUAUGCUAUAGAGCAAUCAUCCAAUUCUAGAGUUACAGCAACAACCAUGAAGCUCCCUAGUCAAAUCAAUAAUAUGCCUCAUUCGCUCAUUAAUAAGGACAUGCUUCAUAGGCCAGAUCAACCUGAACAGUCUGAUAUUUUAAUACAUAACGAAGUCGAUGCUGAAAGACUGAAGCCAAAAGUUCCUGAUAAACUUCCUGAUGAUGAAAAUGUUCGACAAGAACCUCCUGUCCCUGUGGAGCGGGUACCUGAAACUGAAAAAUUAAAAAUUAAACAAGAACCAAAUAUCUUUGAAACUGUGACAAUCAGUCCGAAAAUUCAAGAGAUAGUUGACAAAAUAAAUAACAUGGAUAAUGAAUUGAUAAAAGAAACCAACAGGGGAUAUGAUUCCUUAAAAAAGACUAAAGAGACAAACGAACUACCUAAAAAAAUAGAGGAUAAUUCAAUACCUGUCAAAGAUAAUGAUAAAACUGAUACAGGUCAAAAGAAUGAUGUUAUAGCAGUUGAUGCAAUAAAGAAAGAAGACUCAGAAUUAGCAGCUGACAAAGAAAUGUCUAAUGUUGAUUCUGUUCAAAGGCGUGAACAACUUGAAAAGACUUUAAAGAAACAUUUGAUAGAACAAAAAGAAAUGCUUCAAGAGCAAAAAGAACUAUUGAAAGAUAUUGAACAACAAAAGAAAGAACUGCAAUUAGAUAAAAAACCAGAAAUCGUGAAAGAAAAUAAAAAAAAUGAAAUGAUUAAAGAAAAUGCAGAAGAACAUAUAGGAGAUGAGUUACGUGUACCUAUUAAAGCCAACCAAGUAAAUGUUAAAGCUGACCAAGUAAAUGAGAAACUAAAUAACAAUCAAGAUACUUUACAGACUAAAUUGGAAAUGUUAGGUGAUGGUGCAAAUUCACCAAUUUUAAAAAGUAAGGACAUACUGUUAGAAGUCGAGAAUUCAGACAAGAAUGAAGGUAUUCAGAACAAUGAAAUUCCGAAUAACGAAAAACCAAUUAAAAACGAACAAUUAGAUAAUAUUAACGGUCCAAAUAGUAAUAGGAACUCGUCUUUAGUUUCUAAUUUAAAUGAUGGACCAGAUAAUGUGUUAAUUAAAAAAUCAGAGGACCCAAUCAUUAAAGCAUUAACUCGACAGUCAAAUAAGAUUGCAAACGGCAACGAAGUGAUAGACAUUCCUUCAGAUGACCGGAAAAUUAAUGUUAAUUUGAAUGAUAAAAAAGUCGAAGAUAAAGUUAGAGACAAAAAUGAUAAGUAUUCCAUUCCAAUCGUCUUGAAAAUGAACAACCAAACAAAACUAGUACUAGACUCAGAACAUUCGAGCAUAAAUAAAAGUAGUCCUGAUGUAGCAGGAGUCGGUAGGGAUAUUUUAGAAGAACAUCAAAGGGAAAAGAGAACAAUCAGUUUAGAAACUGAUACUGCUAAACUUAAUCAUGAGACAAAUUCUCCUGAUGGCAAAAGCAAUGCUAUGAUUGAACAUUCUAUAGUUGAUAAAGAAAUUUGUACAAAAGACGAAACAAAAUCCGAAAAUUCAAAUUUGAAUGUGAAAACCGAACCAAGAAAAUCGACGGAAGAACCAAAUUUCGAAAAUUUAAUUAAAACAAGUGCUUAUCUAUCUGAACAAAAUAUUGUGAAAAGAGUUUUAAUUGAUCCAGACUUAAAUUUAGGAAAUAAUCAUGUGAAAUUAAAAAAGCGCGAUUUGAAAACUUUAGAUUUUAAUGAAGACAGCAAAAAAUAGUUAAUACAUCUUUAAAUUAUUGUUUUAUUUAUUACGAAAUUUGUAUAAAUAUUCAUUAUGGUUUAUUUAUUUAUUUUAUUAAAUUACUGAUCUUUUUUUUACAAGUUUUAAAACGGUAUAAGAUUUUGAAAUGUGCUCUAAUGAUAAAGCUUUGAUUCUAUGCUUGUAUAAUUUUUACAAAAUUAUAUAGAUAUUCUUUUUAUGUUGUCAUUUUAACAACAAACAUAUGAGGCUGAACAGAUAAAGUCAGGAGUAUGUAAAAUGAAGCUACUUUUUUGGAUUUUGGAAUAUUAAAACAGUAUCUUAUAUGUAUAUGUACAUGUAUAUAUGCAUGGUUGAUAAAUAUAUUUUUAUAGGAA